AGUCAAAAGGGGCUAAGAAAAAGAUAUCUAAAGAAAAGAACUAUAGCCUGCAGCUGCCGCCAGUUGUUUGUUUGUUUGCCGCCGAGAAGAGAAGCUUCAGCUAGCUUGAGUGAUUAUCGUUUAAACUGCACUGCACUUGUGAGCUGCCGCAACUUAUUUGUUUGUCUGCCCUAAGAAGAGAAGCUUCUCUGCUAGCUGAGUGAUUAUCGUUUAGACUGCACUGCACUGUGAGCCAUGAAACCUAAACAUAGCUCAAAGCGCCAGCCGGAGCUCUUUUGGCCUCGAGUUGUCGUGCGUAAGUGGUUCAACUCACGCAAAGACUCUGAUUAUAGUGCCGACAGCGACGACGACGACACUGACAUCUUGAUGCAGAUUCUGACACCGAAGAAAUUGCAAUCAAGGUUCAGAGUUAACAAAGAGGAGGAAGCUCAAGUUGAUCCUAAUGAUGCUUUUCCAAGGAUAAGAAGACGAAAGUCAGAAACUUUUAGGGCACAAUAUAUAAAUACAAAGGAACUCAGAAUACGCGUCGGUACAUGGAAUGUUGGAGGCAAAAUUCCACCAGAUGACCUUGAUAUUGAUGAUUGGAUAGGUAUCAAUGACCCUGCUGACAUCUUUGUGCUUGGUCUUCAGGAGAUUGUACCAUUAAAUGCUGGGAAUAUCUUUGGUGCUGAAGAUAGCCGUCCUGUUACAAAGUGGGAAAACAUUAUUCGGGACACACUCAGUAGAAUACGGCCUGCCUCUGGCAAGAUUAAAUGUUUCAGUGAUCCUCCUUCUCCAUCCAAGUUUAAGCCAGCUGAUGAUAUCCCAGACAUAGAAGAGGAGAUAGUGCUUGAAAGUGAUAGUGAUGUUGGUGAGGAAGUUUAUCCAUUGGAUGAAGAAACCAACAGUUUUGAUGAAGUCAAGGAGGAACAGAUCAUGACUUAUGGAACUUCAUACUCUACACUUGGUGCUAAACUAGACAUGCCUGUCGGACAGGAUGUACAGAGGCAAUUUUCUUCUACAAAGAAGUUUGAUAGGUUAAAUUGUUUGCGAACAGAAUAUAGUGAAGGAGAUGUAGAAGCUCCCCCAGUGCAAAACAACCGCAGGUUAACUAAAAUGCUUAGUGGGUCAGAAAAGAUUGGCUUGUGCUGGCCAGAACCUCCACUAAAUUUGCUAACUCAGAAUGUUUUAGAGAGACCAAAUUCCUUCAAAUCUAUUAAAUCUUUCAAAACAGCCAAGUCUUUCAAGACAUAUGGUUCCUUCAAUUCAGUCGUGAAUGACAUGUCAUCAGCAAUAGCUUUGCUUUCUGAAAUUGACCUGGAAACCCUCAUGAAGCGAAAAAGAAGGUCAUCAUAUGUAAGGAUAGUAAGUAAGCAGAUGGUUGGGAUUUUCCUUACAAUAUGGGUACGUAGGAGCUUGCGUAGGCAUAUUCAGAAUGUGAGGGUGUCAACAGUUGGUGUUGGUGUAAUGGGCUACAUUGGUAACAAGGGGUCAAUAUCUGUCAGCAUGUCCAUACAUCAGACACUAUUUUGUUUUAUAUGUACUCAUCUGACAUCAGGUGAAAAAGAGGGAGAUGAACAGAAAAGAAAUGCUGAUGUAUAUGAAAUACAUCGAAGAACUCGCUUCUAUUCUCAAUCUGAAAUUGGACUUCCCAAAAGCAUCUUCGAUCAUGAAAAAAUGAUUUGGUUGGGUGAUCUGAAUUAUCGCAUCAAUUUGCCAUAUGAGAAAACACGAGAACUUAUCUCCAAGAAGGAUUGGUCGAAGCUGAUGGAGAAAGACCAGCUUAUACGAGAACUGAGGAGAGGUCGUCCCUUUGAUGGAUGGUCUGAGGGGACGUUGAAUUUUCCACCAACAUAUAAAUACGAUGUAAAUUCAGGAAAGUACUGUGGAGAGGAUCCAAAGGCUGGGAGGCGGACUCCUGCUUGGUGUGACCGCAUUCUUUCCUAUGGUAAGGGAAUGAGGCUACUAAAAUACAGAAGGGCUGAACUUAAAAUGUCUGAUCACCGACCUGUGACCGCCACAUAUAUGGCUGAGGUUGAAGAAUUUUCCCAUAAGAAGCUACAACGUGCACUCACAUUCACGGAUGCUGAAAUUGAAAAUGAGGAAAUUGUAGCAGACCUGGGGGUUGUUGAUGUUGGAUUGAGCAACUUGAGAGUAGAUCUGGUAGAUUAACCCGUCGCAGAACUUGUAAGAGGCAUUGGAUUUGGACGAGCUUCGACAAUUACGAUUCUAUCAUUGCACGUUAGAUUAAUUCAUUUGAUUUUUUAUUUAUUCUGUUACGAUAUUUGUAUAUUGCUGAUGUUGUGUAUAUGUAUAGUAGCUGUUGUGAUUCUUACGUGUAGAUCUCAGGAAAAGAAAUAUGUUAAAAGAGUUGAUGUUGCUUCUCUUGUGUAAAUCAGUGUCUGUAAAGUUCGUUCUGUAGCAUUUCCAGGCAGCUUUUGAUGAUUGCACACUAGUGCUGUAAAAGAUGAAUAGUGUAAUGCAAUAUGCUUUGGUUGUGAGCCAAUUUUUGUUA
Pistacia vera is the source of this 2494-nucleotide messenger RNA. RefSeq names its product type IV inositol polyphosphate 5-phosphatase 3. The record is from RefSeq and is a predicted model, not a curated record. Gene Ontology annotation, biological process: phosphatidylinositol dephosphorylation. Lineage: Eukaryota; Viridiplantae; Streptophyta; Magnoliopsida; Sapindales; Anacardiaceae. Gene Ontology annotation, molecular function: phosphatidylinositol-4,5-bisphosphate 5-phosphatase activity; phosphatidylinositol-3,4,5-trisphosphate 5-phosphatase activity; inositol-polyphosphate 5-phosphatase activity.